Engraulis encrasicolus (European anchovy) is the source of this 1159-nucleotide messenger RNA. RefSeq names its product adenosine receptor A2b-like. Gene Ontology annotation, cellular component: plasma membrane. The transcript has a single exon. The record is from RefSeq and is a predicted model, not a curated record. NCBI's taxonomy places the organism in Eukaryota, Metazoa, Chordata, Actinopteri, Clupeiformes, Engraulidae. Gene Ontology annotation, biological process: G protein-coupled adenosine receptor signaling pathway; vasodilation; adenylate cyclase-activating G protein-coupled receptor signaling pathway. Bases 122 to 1159 code for a protein of 345 amino acids. Gene Ontology annotation, molecular function: G protein-coupled adenosine receptor activity.
AUACAGUAUAUGUAGAUACUGUAGAGAGAUAGAAUUUAAUUGAUUGGAGAGAUUGCUUGAUGAAAUGCAGUUCUCACUUUCUUGACAGAGGACUAUUGACUGAAUAUCAGCAGCACUCACAAUGAACGGAACCUGGAACAUGAGCCUGGACCUGGACCUGUAUUUUGCCAGAGUGCCCAAGCGCUCCCUUGACGGGCCCUACAUUGCUGCGGAGCUGUUCAUUGCAACCGUGUCCAUCGCAGGCAACAUUCUGGUCUGCCUUGCCGUCAAGCGAAAUAAGAAGCUCCAGACGGUGACUAACUACUUCCUGGUGUCCCUGGCCAUGGCCGACUUCUUUGUGGGUGCCCUGGCCAUCCCCUGUGCCAUCUUGACAGACCUGGGCAUGCCCUUCCACAACCUGUACCUCUGCAUCCUGAUGCUCUCAGUCAUCAUCAUGCUAACGCACACCUCCAUCUUCAGCCUGCUAGCAGUGGCUGUGGAGCGCUACAUUGCAAUCCUACUGCCCCUGCACUACCAGAGGCUUAUGAAGCCCUGGAACGCCAGACUGAUCAUACUGGUCACCUGGGUCUUGGCCUUCUUAACUGGGUCCAUUCCUCUGAUGGGCUGGCACAAAACCCCACCACAAUCCAGCCACUGCUUCUUUACCUGUGUAAUCAAUUUGUCCUACAUGGUGUACUUCAACUUUUUCGGCUGCGUGCUGGUGCCCCUUGUCAUCAUGUUUGUCAUCUAUGCCCACAUCUUCGUGACGGUGCGGAGGCAGCUGAGGCGCAUCACCGCGCUGCAAGGCGCCACGCCCACGACAGCCGAGAUGCCUACUACAGCCACGGGCAGAGUCACGGGGUUGCGUCGCGAGAUGAGGAAGGCUACUUCCCUCUUCCUCCUCCUCUUCCUCUUCACCAUCUGCUGGCUGCCCCUUCAUGUGGUCAACUGCUUUCUGCUGCUGUGCCCGCGCUGCGAGGUGCCUAUGCCCGUGCAGCUCCUGGCCAUCCUCCUCUCCCACGCCAACUCGGCUGUUAAUCCACUCUUGUACGCGUACCGCAUGAAGGCCUACCGUCAGACCAUCAAGACCAUGUUUCCUUAUUGCAGGACCACUGUUGUUGAACCAGAGAGCACUCGCGGAGAUGUUGACACCACUAGAAAGACCACGGCUACUGCUUAA